GAGAGCCAGACAGACAGACAGAGAGAGAGAGAGGGAGAGAGAAAAAAAAUGGCAGAAUAUUCAGCAGUGGCGCCGCCGAACGCUUUAGCCGGCGGGGGAUUCAAGAACGAUGCUUUCGCGGACGCUCUGCAGAGGGCCAGGCAGAUUGCAGCAAAAAUCGGUGGAGAUGCAGGGACGUCAGUAAAUCCACCUGACUUUGGAUUUGGUGGACAGAAGAGACCGCUGGAAGAUGGAGAUGACUGUCGGACAAGUCUGAACAAUAGAGCACACUGGGAGGGAAUGCCCUCUCCUUUCAAAGAUCAACCAGAUACCAAGAAAGUUGCCCAGAAUGAUCCAUUUGGAGCACAAUUAGCUGCAAUGCAUCAACAAAGGUCGAUUGCAACGGAGGAGUACAAAGUUCCUGACAGCAUGGUUGGAUUUAUAAUUGGUAGAGGUGGGGAACAGAUCUCCCGUAUACAGCAAGAAUCUGGUUGCAAAGUACAGAUUGCACCAGACAGUGGUGGCCUACCAGAAAGAUCCUGCAUGUUAACAGGAAGUCCUGAUUCAAUUCAAGCUGCAAAGAGACUACUUGAUCAAAUAGUUGAAAGAGGUCGGAUUGGACCUGGUUCACACCAUGGGGAUGGACCAGGUACUGCUGUUCAGGAAAUAAUGAUUCCUGCAACCAAGGCCGGGCUUGUAAUUGGAAAAGGUGGAGAAACAAUUAAACAUUUACAGGAGCGUGCUGGAGUCAAGAUGGUAAUGAUCCAAGAUGGCCCUCAGCCGACUGGGACUGACAAACCUCUCCGAAUAACAGGGGACCCAUACAAAGUACAGCAAGCCAAGGAAAUGGUGAUGGAUCUAAUCCGAGAUCGAGACCAAGGUGGAUUUAGAGAAACGCGUAAUGAAUAUGGAUCCAGAUUGGGAGGAAGUAAUGAAGGCUUAGAUGUGCCUGUACCACGAUUUGCUGUUGGCAUUGUAAUAGGAAGGAAUGGAGAAAUGAUUAAGAAGAUUCAGAAUGACGCUGGUGUGCGGAUUCAGUUCAAACCAGAUGAUGGGACAACUCCAGAAAGAAUAGCUCAGAUCAUUGGUCCUCCAGACAGAUGUCAGCAUGCUGCAGAAAUACUUACAGACCUCCUGCGAAGUGUUGAGGCGGGCAUGCCUCCUGGCCCCGGCGGCCCUGGACCUGGCAGAGGAAGAGGCAGAGGACAAACCAACUGGAAUAUGGGUCCCCCUGGUGGACUCCAGGAGUUCAGUUUCACAGUACCCAGCAGCAAGACGGGCAUAAUUAUUGGCAAAGGUGGCGAUACCGUUAAAGCAAUUAGCCAGCAGUCAGGUGCACGGAUAGAACUUCAGCGAAAUCCUCCGCCAAAUGCUGAUCCAAACUUCAAAAUGUUCAUUAUUCGAGGAUCAGCUCAACAGAUUGACUUUGCUAGGCAACUUAUUGAAGAAAAGAUUGGGGCUCCUACAGGCCCUCCGGGGCCACCUGGUCCCCAUGGGCCACAUGGACCCCACGGUCCUCCUGGUCCACACGGUCCUCCUGGCCCUCCAGGUCCUCCAGGCCCAGGAAAUCCUAUGGGUCCCUAUAAUCCCGGGCCCUAUAAUCCUGGCCCGCCUGGCCCUCCUCAACAUGGUCCUCCAGCCCAGUACGCUCCACAAGGAUGGGGAAAUACCUAUCAACCCUGGCAGCAACAGGGCCAACCAGAUCCAAAUAAAGCUGGAGAUGCAAAUACGGCUGCAUGGGCAGCGUAUUACGCUCAGUAUUAUCAGCAACAAGCACAGCAGCCACCUGCAGCUUCAAGUACUGGUCAGGGCAAUACCCCAAAUUCUGGACAGGGUGAUCCAAAUCAACCAAAUCCAGCCCAGAAUCCUCAAACUGAUUAUACCAAGGCCUGGGAAGAAUAUUACAAGAAACUAGGUCAACAGGGACAACAACCACAAGGAGCCCAACAGGAUUACACAAAGGCCUGGGAGGAAUACUACAAAAAGCAAAGUCAGGCAGCUCAGGCUUCUGGUGCAGCACCUCCACCAGGUGGUCAGCCAGACUACAGUGCUGCGUGGGCUGAAUACUACAGGCAGCAAGCUGCGUACUACAGUCAGACAAACUCGCAAGGAAUGCCCCAGCACCCUCCAGCACAGCAACCUCCACAGAUUAAGGAUCCUGUCCACACGCAGUGUCCUUCAAAUGUUUCAUGUUUGUAACCACUUGUGUAUUUCUUAUGUAUUUCUUCUGCACAGGGCCAGUAAUGUGAAGUGGAGAUAAUUACAACAGUGUGGGGAAAAGCCUUUGUAAAAUGUAUGGAUGCAGACGCCUUGCUGAAGAUCUUAAUUUUGUUUGGUUUCAAAAAUAGUGUUUCUAUUUGUCAUACCCGAGAGGUUGAAAAUGUGAUAACCAUCAUUUUGUGUAGAAAUGCAAAUUGGUUUGCUUUUAGUGAAUCACAAUAGUUUGAACAUUCCAGCAUAUGUAUUUUCAAUUUCUAUUCAGUCAUUAAAGUGACAUGUGCUUCUGUUGUAAAAUGUACUAAUUUUCAAUGUAUACCUGUUCACUUUUAAACACUUGUUUUGUGCUUGACAAUAAAUCAUAUGAAAACCUUUGUUGUGGGUAAGUUGGAUCUAUGGGUAAUUAUGUCACCACAGAUGUGUUCCGCGUAUUGAACUGUAACUUGAUAUAUUCUUACACAUUCACUGUCUUCUGAAUUCUUGCUUCGUCGAGCUUAGAUUUGAAAUGUGGAUAAUUUUGAUUCUUGCAGAACAGAAUAGCUAUUGUAGUCCAAUAGGUUCAAUCUGUUUCUUAAAAAGCCAUAUUAUCAGUUUAGUUUAUCAGUUGUGAUGCAGAUGUAAUGAAUUUGGGACAGUGCAUCUCUUGCAUAAUCUUUUCAUAGCAGAAUGUACAAUGGUGAAUUUAUAGUCGUGCUAUUAAAUCUGUCAACGGCA
Callorhinchus milii (elephant shark) is the source of this 2910-nucleotide messenger RNA. RefSeq names its product far upstream element (FUSE) binding protein 1 (gene fubp1). NCBI's taxonomy places the organism in Eukaryota, Metazoa, Chordata, Chondrichthyes, Chimaeriformes, Callorhinchidae. Gene Ontology annotation, cellular component: nucleus; cytoplasm. Gene Ontology annotation, molecular function: mRNA binding. The coding region runs from base 49 to 2178 and encodes 709 amino acids. The record is from RefSeq and is a predicted model, not a curated record. The transcript is spliced from 22 exons. Gene Ontology annotation, biological process: regulation of DNA-templated transcription.